This is a messenger RNA of Spizellomyces punctatus DAOM BR117, 1891 nucleotides long. Its product is annotated as glucose-6-phosphate isomerase. The record is from RefSeq and is a predicted model, not a curated record. Gene Ontology annotation, molecular function: carbohydrate derivative binding; glucose-6-phosphate isomerase activity; monosaccharide binding. Gene Ontology annotation, cellular component: cytosol. Gene Ontology annotation, biological process: gluconeogenesis; glycolytic process; glucose 6-phosphate metabolic process. NCBI's taxonomy places the organism in Eukaryota, Fungi, Chytridiomycota, Chytridiomycetes, Spizellomycetales, Spizellomycetaceae. The transcript has 4 exons. The coding region runs from base 71 to 1765 and encodes 564 amino acids.
UCUGCUGUGUAUUGUCCCAUCGUCUGCCCAUCCCACUGACCGUUUUCGUUGAUAAAGACAAAUAUCAAGCAUGCCCUCGAGUGUCACGUCGUCCCCUGCCUGGCAGGCUGUGCAAAAGCAUUAUGACACACACGGUCGCGCAUUGAAGUUGCGUGAACUGUUCGCCCAAGACCCGUCUCGGUUCGACAAGUUUCAUACCACUUUCACACCUGCGAAUGCCAGCCACCCGGCACUGCUUGUGGACUUUUCCAAAAACAUCAUCACAGAAGAAAGUCUCAAGCUCCUUAUAAACCUUGUUCGUGAGUCCAAAGUUGAGGAAUGGCGCGACAAGAUGUUUGCCGGAGAAAAGAUAAACACCACAGAAGACCGCGCGGUUUUGCAUGUUGCGCUCCGUAACCGGUCUAACACGCCAAUCUAUGUUGACGGCAAGGACGUGAUGCCAGACGUGAAUCGCGUUCUAGAGCAAAUGAAACGUACAUCUGAAGCCAUCCAGUCUGGCGAGUGGAAGGGAUAUACAGGAGAGCGCAUCACUGAUGUUGUCAACAUUGGAAUUGGUGGAUCGGAUCUGGGCCCAUAUAUGGUUACUGAGGCUCUCAAGCCAUACGGACACCCAGCUUUGACCAUGCAUUUUGUGUCCAAUGUCGAUGGAACUCACAUUGCGGAAACUCUUAAGCGGUGUAAACCGGAAUCGACGCUCUUCAUUGUCGCGUCCAAAACGUUUACCACCAUUGAGACCAUUACCAAUGCAACAACGGCGAAAAACUGGUUUUUAGAGAGGGCCAAGGACCCUGCUCACGUGGCAAAACACUUUGUUGCCUUGUCUACCAACACGAAGGCAGUCACUGCCUUUGGGAUCGAUCCUCAGAACAUGUUUGAAUUCUGGGACUGGGUGGGAGGACGUUACUCUUUAUGGUCAGCUAUCGGGCUAUCUAUUGCCAUCUACAUUGGCUUUAACAACUUUGUCGAGCUCCUUUCUGGUGGACAUGCCAUGGACAAUCACUUCCGCAAUACCCCAUUGGAACAGAAUAUCCCGGUGAUAUUGGGUGCCAUUGGUAUCUGGUACAACAACUUUUUCGGGGCGCAGACACAUGCUAUUUUGCCAUACGACCAAUAUAUGCACCGAUUCCCGGCGUACAUGCAACAGGGUGACAUGGAGUCUAACGGCAAGUCAGUUACUCGCGACAAUCAGCCGAUUACCGAUUAUCAAACCGGGCCUAUCAUUUGGGGAGAGCCAGGCACAAAUGGACAGCAUGCAUUCUACCAGUUAAUACAUCAAGGAACCAAACUCGUGCCAUGUGAUUUCUUGGCUCCGGUCAUUCCGCAGAAUCCCGUCUCCAACGGCAUACACCACAAGAUUCUUCUCGCCAACUUCCUCGCGCAGACAGAAGCUCUUGCGAAAGGGAAGACAGAGGAGGAGGUGAAGGCGGAGCUUGUGAAGGCUGGUGCAGCUGAGAAUUCUCCAACAUUCAAAACGCUGCUGGCUCACAAGCAAUUCCGUGGCAAUCGCCCCACGAACUCAAUGAUUUACCACAAGCUUACCCCAUUCAAUCUUGGGGUGCUGAUUGCCAUGUAUGAGCACAAGAUCUUUGUUCAAGGAAUUGUUUGGAACAUCAACAGCUUUGAUCAGUGGGGUGUCGAGCUUGGAAAGCAGCUCGCUAACGCUAUUCUGCCGGAGCUUGAUAGCGACGUUAAAAUACAGAAUCACGACCCCAGUACCAACGGCCUCAUCAAUUACUACAAGGAGGCGCGGAAGUACCCGAUCUGAGUGUUAUUUUUGAAUGCACAGGCUCACUGAGUUGGAGCCAUACAUGCGAGCAUUUUGCUACAUAUACCGCAACGGCUGAUACAAUAUAUUUGGUGGCUAUCGUCCUACCAAGGUGACACGAUCGCA